This is a messenger RNA of Solenopsis invicta (red fire ant), 1994 nucleotides long. Its product is annotated as receptor-binding cancer antigen expressed on SiSo cells. NCBI's taxonomy places the organism in Eukaryota, Metazoa, Arthropoda, Insecta, Hymenoptera, Formicidae. Gene Ontology annotation, cellular component: secretory granule. The coding region runs from base 300 to 911 and encodes 203 amino acids. The transcript has 4 exons. The record is from RefSeq and is a predicted model, not a curated record.
AGAGUCGUCCGAGAGUCGAUAUCGAGCGAUCGAUGUGACAACGCAUCAUUUGUACAGGGAUAUAGGUUAUGUACGUCCAGGCAGGCCGUAGUCUUUUCCAGUUUACUAAUAAAAUUGUAUUGUGUGAGAGAGAGGCGCAAGAUGAUGUGAGGGUGGAUCGACAACAUCGUUGCGACUCGCAAAAUGGACUGCCAAUGGUGCGUUUGCACUCGGUAAUUGACUGGUAAACAUUCGUCUUCCUCGGUUAACCGGAGGGGAGAGGUUAGUUCUCCGUCCCUCAGCCGACAAAGACCGGAAAAAUGGCUGUGGAAUUUUUGAUAAAUCGGCUGAAGGCCCUAUUCGUGCUGCUUGUCGGAGUAUUUAAGCGCGCGAUGUGCUGCCUUCGACGUCGAAGACGAUCGUCCUGCGACUCUGUGCCCCUGUCCACCGUCGGCGUAGUACCGAACGCCCUGACUAACUCAACGGAAUUGGAGCAAUGGGAUAAGUGGGAAGAAAAUCCAGUUGUUGUUAUACCAGACAAACCAAUUAACACCGUACAAGCAAAGAUAGAACAAUAUCGACAACAAGUGAUCAAGCCUCCUGAAACUCCCACUGAAGAACAGCUUAACUUUUUUGAGAAUAUGACUCCAAAAAUCACUAAACAGACGAAGAUUCUACUAAAGGAUAAGCAUGCAGACAGCUUUCGCAAUGCUGCAAACUUCGCGGCCAUGGAUCAUGUUCCAACUAAUGAAUUGGGAGAAUGGGAAGAAAACACCGCCAGUUGGGAAGUGGACGCUAUGGACGACUCUACCAAAGUGUUACGAGAGCAAAGAAGGAGAGAACGAGAACAGCGCUUAAUAGAACAACAGCAGAAAAGACUGGAACGUACAGCAAAACCUUUGCAACCCCUAGGUGCAAAACUAUGUUCCUGAUGCGAGACUACAAACAUGUGGGGAUUAAUAUCAAAAUACACAAUAAUGUACAACUUAAUGGGUCACAUGCCGGAUAUUUUUAAUAUAGAAAUUGGCAUGUUUAUAUUAAUUCUCUAUUAUUCAACAAUUUUUAAUGUCUUGUAUCAAUUUCAUUAUUCUCUCGCUUCUUUAUGACUGUUCAUUGCGAGUUUAAAAAUAUGACGCGAAAAUUCCUCCAGAUCUUGCAUCUUCAAAAAAAAAAAAAAAAAAUGACGCGCAAUGUAUUAUUUUUAUCCUAUACUUGUAUAUAUUAAAUAUUUUUAAUCUUCCAAAAAGGCACUAGAGGUUUAAUCAUGAAAAAAAUGCAAUACAUUGACUUCAGAGUGAAAGUUGCAUUAAUGCAUAAUAUUUCUAUUAUCUUAGAAGAUUGAACUUGUUUUUGUUUUGAUACCUUAUCGGAGCAUGUAAAUAUGCUUGCGAAUAUUUUUCUCAUAGCAAAUUUGAUUGGAUUACACUGUGCGCACUGGUAUACAUUAAAACUGCUGUACACUGAUCUAACUGAAGUAAAAAUGACAUAUCGCAUUACUUAUCUUCGCGUUGAUUUAUGUAUGACGACUUUAAUAUGCGUUCACUAGUGCGUCCAAUCGAACUCGCAGUUAGUAAAAAUACAUCGAUUUCUCUUGAUAUUUCUUAAAAUGAAAGAAUUAACGUGUAAACAGCGUCGAUAUGACUAUCUCUCUUAAAAAUAGUAGUGUUUGUAAACAUUCCAUAUGAAUUUUGUACAAUCUCGAAUGUGAUGCGUCUGAGCUUCUAUGUAAGUGAAAUAAUCGUUUUGUAAGUUUAUAAUAAGUCGAUGUACAUUAAUCAGGUGGAAUCUGCCAUUUCAUAAAUAUUUUUUUGUUACGUUUACGAAUCUGUAAUCUUCGCGAAUUUUAUUGGAAGCUGGAAUUUUGCAGGCUAGGAAAGACGUUGAUACGAGAGAGACGUUGGUAUGACGCUUCGAUUUGUUACAUUCUUUUCUGUUAUUCGUUACACGAAUGCCGAGAAAACGGCAUGAAGCAUGGAUUUUAAAGUGUUUCGUAAUAAAAAAAAAAUUCGUUUACA